CUGCACACUGUGAAAUAUGCCAGGUAAAAGUCUGCUUGAGAGAUUGAAAAAUGGCGAGAGUCUUGUUGUGGCAGAGGGUUAUAUAUUUGAAUUUGAGAGGCGUGGUUACCUGAAGUCAGGAAGUUUUGUUCCUGAAGUGGUACUUGAUCAUCCCGAACUUGUCAAAUCAUUACAUGAAGAGUAUGUUCACGCCGGAAGUGACGUAGUACUUGCAUUCACGUAUUAUGCUCACCGUGAAAAACUCAGACUUAUCAACAGAGAAUCCGAUCUGAAAGCUAUGAACAUGAAAGCCUUAGAAAUAGCGCGGGGAGUGGCAGAUCAAACUGGUACAUUAAUGGCGGGAAACAUUUACAAUUCCAUUGUGUGCAAGAAGGGAGACGAAAAGGCAAUUAACAAAGCACGGGACAUGUUUCAUGAACAGGUAGAAUGGGCGGUUGAGGGCGGUGCAGACUUUAUCGUUGCAGAGACGUUUUUCGAAUUUGGAGAGGCUAUGUUAGCCUUGGAAUGUAUCAAACAAUACGGGAAAGGCUUGCCUGCAGUUAUAACACUGGCGGUCCCAAUGACAACGACGAUGCAAGACGGGAUACCUGUUGACGAAGCCUGCAAACGAUUGGAAGAUGCUGGGGCGGAUGUUGUAGGGUUGAACUGUGGACGGGGUCCAGAAACAAUUAUUGAACCCCUGAAACUUGUUCUCAAAGCUUGCAGAGGACCAAUCGCAGCAUUGCCUGUUCCAUACAGAACAAACGAUAAAGAAGUGAUAUUCUUCUCUUUAACAGUGCCUGGAACAGAUAAACCAGCGUUUCCUCUUGAUAUAUCUACCUGUUACUGCACUCGCGAGGAAAUUCGAAAGUUUGCAGAAGAGUGCAAGAGUCUAGGUAUCCAAUAUGUUGGCCUGUGUUGUGGAAAUGCACCUCAUUUCAUGAGAGAGGUUGCAGGUGUUUAUGGAACACCAGCGGCAGCUUUAAAAUAUUCACCAGAAAUGGAAAAGCAUUUCGUUUUCGGAGACGAGAAAAUAAAUGAUCCUUAUUUCACCAAGGCAUACAAAUACGCCAUCGCGAAGAAAUGAGUUUAUUUUUAGCAAAAAAUAUAUCCCAUUAUACAGGGAAUCCCCCAGAACCUGUGUAGGGUGCAUGUAUUGUGAAUAUAUAUCAAAUAUACAAGUUUUUAUCAGUAUUCAUGUUCAUGGUGUCAGAAAGAGUACUAGUUAUAUAUUUUUAUCUGUCUAAUAUUGCUAAGAAAAAUGUAACUAUUAGCUAUUUAUGUAACUAUUAGCUAGUUGUGUAACAUUACAAUAAAAUCAAUUUUGAUUUGUAGUUAGCUAAUGAAAUUAAUGUAAAUGUUGAGUUUAGUAUCGCUUGUAUGGAAUAUGCACUUUAAUGUAUGCCGUAUAUCAAAUGUAAUGGAGUCAUACAUAAUGUACCUUCAGAAGAAAAGAGCUACAAUGUAUAUUUCAAUAUUAAAUUACAAAGUCGUAAACCUUUUACAAAAUCAUAUUCACAUUAACCGUAUCUGACUAUCUGAUGUAGAAUAUUCUGAGAAAAACUAUACAAUAUUAUUGCAAAUAAUUAAAAGAUACCAAUGCCACAACUAUACAUCCAAGUUUACACAUUUAACAUUGACAUUUAGGUGAUCCGACUAAUCAAAAAUCCCUUGGUGGAAUCUUAAAAUGAAAUUUCAUACAACGAAAAUACAAAAAUCAGAAGAAUCAAUCAAAAUGAAUGAAAAGGAUUGAAUGAACUAGAGUUCAACAUUGAAGGAUAUUUAGAUUAAGCCAUCAAUAUCUAUAACUAGUACUGUACGUGGGCCCCCCAUAUACUGGAGAUCGGGUAUGUUGAUUGCUUACCCAAUGGCCUGAACAUAACAUCAACUGGAGUUUCUUCAGAACAGCUACUUUAACUCUCUGUCAACAACUAUUAACAACGCUACAGUGGGAACAUCAAUGACUACUGGUGAAUUUAAUUUUGUUAGGGACGUUGUUUCGGAUUUCCAGCACUUGAACGACUCACACACCAGAUGCCUCGAUCUUAAUAUAGAUACCGGGUAUAUGAUGCCUGAUUAAGUCUUGAAGACCUGAUCUGGUAUACGUAUAGAUUAUUGUAGAAAUUGUCGCCCACAAAUCUGAAUAAAACACCUAGAGAAAACACUAAUCUGUAGAUUAUGAUAAUUGUUAAAGUGAUAACUGUAAUUUAUUUUGUUUUCUUCAUGAAAUGUAGACAUCCAAUUACUUAUAGGUGUAAAAAGCAGUGACAGUUUAAGUAGGGGUAUCGUUAGGACUAAUCUUUUCAUGAUGCAUGGAGUAUUGGUAAAAUGGAUAGG
Messenger RNA from Ostrea edulis (European flat oyster), 2316 nucleotides. RefSeq names its product betaine--homocysteine S-methyltransferase 1-like. The transcript is spliced from 7 exons. Gene Ontology annotation, molecular function: methyltransferase activity; zinc ion binding. The coding region runs from base 17 to 1066 and encodes 349 amino acids. Lineage: Eukaryota; Metazoa; Mollusca; Bivalvia; Ostreida; Ostreidae. The record is from RefSeq and is a predicted model, not a curated record.